Rasamsonia emersonii CBS 393.64 is the source of this 825-nucleotide messenger RNA. RefSeq lists its product as uncharacterized. The transcript has 2 exons. Bases 1 to 825 code for a protein of 274 amino acids. Lineage: Eukaryota; Fungi; Ascomycota; Eurotiomycetes; Eurotiales; Trichocomaceae. The record is from RefSeq and is a predicted model, not a curated record.
AUGGAAGACCUCCAAGAACCUCCCUUUCUCUGGGAAAUGAAGAUAUACUGCUGCGCCUGUGGGACGCUGAUUGAACUAGAUACAGAAACCGAAGGGUCCACGUCUAUCCUCGGCGCGCUUCGCAAGGAAUUCCCUGCACCGCCUCCCAAGCUUGUCAAAGAUUACCAGAAUGGUCACGAGGGACAGUGUCAAUGCCGGCUCUCAGGAAUCGGUCAGCUCGACGAGGCCAUAGAAACCUCGUCCUUCGCAGUCCCUCGAGAUCGGAAUGCAGCCGUUCUUGGAUGGCCCUGGAAACAGCCCAGGAAAGGGGCCAUCGAAUCCGUCUUCUUAGCCGAAGAUCUGCAAAUGACCUCUUAUUACCAAGGGCCAUGGCCCCGGCGACCAGAGCGGUAUGGGUACCCUGUGCAUGCGCGCUGCUGGAGCUUGAUUGAGCGCUUCAUCGGCCCCGAUGUCGAGAUGCACCUGGCGACUUUUGUGGAGGCCCUUCGACGACGAUUCAGGAAACGGAUCAAUCCACCCAAUUUUGAUGUACCAGAUGGGAACUUUGACUUAUAUCCCACUCGCUACGAGACGUUGAGCUCCAAGACGCGAUAUCUCUUUCGAGACCCGGUCCAAAUCCCGCAAGUGGGGCGUCUGUUAAAGAAUGCAGUGAUAACGAAGAAAACUAGACAGCUGCCUCUUCAGGACCGGGAUGGAGAAAGAGAAGAAAGAAUUACCAAGCAGUAUGACAUUAGGCAAUCAUCUCGCCGCUUAUUAGCGCUUGGUAGAAGCCCUUUUGGUGCUGUCGACCUCCCGCUAGAUAUCCAGUAUCUCAUUCUGGACUAG